This is a messenger RNA of Cygnus atratus (black swan), 9579 nucleotides long. Its product is annotated as PH and SEC7 domain-containing protein 3. Gene Ontology annotation, biological process: regulation of ARF protein signal transduction. The coding region runs from base 105 to 3161 and encodes 1018 amino acids. The record is from RefSeq and is a predicted model, not a curated record. The transcript is spliced from 17 exons. Gene Ontology annotation, molecular function: protein binding; guanyl-nucleotide exchange factor activity; phospholipid binding. NCBI's taxonomy places the organism in Eukaryota, Metazoa, Chordata, Aves, Anseriformes, Anatidae.
GCGCCACGGCCCGGCCCGGCCCGGCACGGCACGGCGCGGUGCGGCACGGCACGGUACGGCCUCGCGGGAGGGCGGCUGCGAUCCGCCGCGGCCGGCGAUGGAAGAUGGAGGGAGGCGGCGGUGCGGCAGAAGCACUUGUGUGGGAUAAUGAUGUAUCAGCUCACGCCCAGACUGUUGCCAAGGCCAAAUAUGAAUUUUUAUUUGGCUUGGAAGAAGAGAAGCCUUCAGAAAUGGGUAGUGGCCAUGGAAGUAAUACAUUGCUCCCCCACACCAUCAUCAAUGAAUUUCCAGAGUACGGCACUAUAGAGCCAAGUGGAGACGCACUGAGGACAUCAUCAGAGGGCCAGGCAGAGCCUGUGACGUGCAGCCCAGAAGGACGGGACGGUCACCAGGUACCCGGCAGGCCUCCUCAGCCUGCGGCUUCUGUGGACGAGUCUAGAGCUCACGCUAAGGCAGCGCAGCUGCAUGCUGCAGAAGAAGGCUUACAACCUGUGGGUAACGUGCCAGAGAUUAUGAAAAUCUCUCGACGGCUAGAAGUAACAAAGGUGCAAGAGAGAGCAAAUACUUCUCUUGAUUCAGAGACGCACAUGGAAAAAAAGAACGUUCCUGGCAGCCAAAAUGUGCAGGCAGCCAGAGAACCAGUUCCAGCAGGCCAAGAAAAAACCUCAGACAUGCCUCUUCCAUCUGAGCGAACAGCUGAGGAAAAAAUGCAUUUGAUCGUAGGGAAAGAUCUGGCUGCAAUAUGGACUGGAGAAAAGCAGUCCGAGUCCUUGCAAGCCACCAGUAAUAAAACUGAGGAGGUCCAUGCAGCAGAGGAGACAAGCUGUCAUAGACCAUCUGUGACAAACCUGGAAGCAGCCAGCAGAGUGGAGGGGUGGGCGCAUUUCGAGGAGUUUUCAGUGUACAGUCAAGGCAAAAUGCAAAUCGGUCCUGAGAGGAGGCUCUCUAAAGAGGCAGCUGUGAGCAAACACGUAGAAUUUCAAGGGGUGGAGAUUUUAUGGCUGCAAAAAGCAGAGGAGCAGAGCAGAAAGAAGCAUUCGCUGCUGGAGACCGCAUCCGUGGAGAGGAAGGCAUUCCCCAAAACAUCCAGCCACCCUGUGCCACCAAUGGUCUCCCCGGGCUUGGUUACCUCGCCGGACAGUGCUUGGAGCGAGGUCUGGGAAGACCCCAGGCUGGGAGCUGCCUGUGGAGCUGCUCCUCUGGCGUUGCUUGAUGAAAGUGGGGAGGAUGAAGUUUUUGUGAAGGACAAAAAGAACCGUGGAGAGGAGGAGACCACUGUGCUAGUGAGAGGCCAGGGCAGGAUCAUGGAGGAGGGGGAAGCAGCCAUGGGAGGAUAUGAAGAUGUCCUUGGACAGAGGCACUCUGACGUCUCCACUGAUCUGUACAGCUCGCAGUUUGAAAACAUCCUAGACAAUGCCUCUUUAUACUAUAGCGCGGAGUCACUGGAGACGCUAUACUCGGAGCCCGAUAGCUACUUCAGCUUCGAGAUGCCACUCACUCCGAUGAUCCAGCAACGCAUGAAGGAGGGCAGUCAGUUUUUAGAACGGACUUCAGCCUCGGGACAGACGGAUGUCUUUCAGCUUCCCCCUGACGGGGAAGCAAAGAGCUGCUGUGAAGGGAUCGCCAAUGGUUUAAGGGAUGUAAGCGAGACGCUCUUCAGAGGAGAUGUCACAGAAGUUCCUCGUUUGGAAAGCAAUGCUGGACUGCAGAAUGUGGUGCUAGACUCCAGUGCUGCCAUGGGGAGCAAUGAACUAAAGGAGAAAGAUGCCACUGGAGCCCUUGGCUAUGAUCUCAGCAAUGGCAGCAGCAGCAAUUUGGACGCAGCCAGGCGCCUGGCUAAACGCCUCUACCAUCUGGACAGAUUCAAGCGCUCCGACGUGGCAAAGCAUUUGGGCAAAAACAACGAAUUCAGCAAGCUUGUGGCCGAAGAAUACCUUAAGUUUUUUGAUUUCACAGGCAUGACGCUGGACUACUCGCUCAGGAGUUUCUUUAAAGCCUUUUCACUUAUUGGAGAAACUCAGGAACGAGAGAGAGUUUUAGUCCACUUUUCCAGCAGAUAUUAUCAGUGUAACCCAAACACCAUUUCUUCUCAAGAUGGAGUUCACUGUCUCACAUGUGCCAUGAUGCUGCUGAACACUGACCUGCAUGGACACAACAUUGGGAAAAAGAUGACCUGCCAAGAGUUCAUUGCUAACCUCCAGGGGAUGAACGAUGGUAAAGACUUCCCAAAAGGGCUGUUGAAGGCUCUCUACAAUUCAAUCAAGAAUGAGAAGCUUGAAUGGGCAGUGGAUGACGAAGAGAAAAAAAAAUCUCAUUUGGAAGGUACAGAUGAGAAAGAUAAUGGGAAUCAGACGAAGGCUGUAAGUCGAAUUGGCAACUCUAACAACCCAUUUCUGGACAUCCCUCAUGACCCCAAUGCUGCUGUGUAUAAAACUGGAUUUCUGGCUAGGAAAAUCCAUGCAGAUAUGGAUGGAAAGAAAACUCCCCGGGGAAAGCGAGGCUGGAAAACCUUUUAUGCUGUGCUGAAGGGAACGGUCCUGUACUUGCAGAAGGAUGAGUACAAGCCAGAAAAGGCUUUGUCGGAGGAAGAUCUGAAGAAUGCAGUCAGCGUGCAUCAUGCGCUGGCAUCCAAGGCAACAGACUAUGAGAAGAAACCCAAUGUCCUCAAGCUUAAAACAGCAGAUUGGAGGGUCCUGCUUUUCCAAGCCCAGAGCCAAGAAGAAAUGCAGGCCUGGAUCAACAAGAUUAACUGUGUGGCUGCUGUCUUCUCUGCACCACCAUUUCCAGCAGCAAUUGGCUCUCAGAAGAAGUUCAGUCGCCCACUCCUGCCAGCUACCACAACGAAGCUAUCUCAGGAUGAACAGCUGAAAUCCCAUGAAGCUAAGCUGAAGCAGAUCUCCACUGAGCUUGCUGAACAUCGCUCUUAUCCUCCUGACAAGAAGCUGAAAGGAAAGGAAGUAGAUGACUACAAACUGAAAGACCACUAUCUGGAGUUUGAGAAAAAUCGCUAUGAGAUUUACGUUGGCCUCCUGAAAGAAGGGGUGAAGGAGCUGCUGAGCGGAGGCGAGAACGACGCACCAGGAUUGAAGAAAUCCCACUCGAGUCCGUCGCUCAAUCAGGAGUCUCCAGUUAGUGCCAAGGCAUCCCAGGCACCCAUGUGAAUAUGCACAUUUCAGAGGCCAAGAGAAAAAGGAGAUCCUGUCGUGAAUGCCUAAGCCUCCUGGACUCCCUUAGGAACAGGAUCAUCUGCUGAGCAGUACUGUCAUUUGCUUUUUUUUUUUUUUUUCCCCCGAUGCUAUUGUAAAGGGUGGGUGCAGAUUCUCCAGGGGUGUCAGCGGUGCAUCUUGUUGGGUGGCGCCAUGGAGAGUCUGGCCAGAUGGCUUUGCAUGGUACCCAGUGCCCUGCCUUUCUUUGCCGAAUGUUUGCCUUUAUUAGAGAUCAGUGUUUGACCUCAGUGUCUCAGGAGCUCCCGUUGCAGCGUGUAAGGAUACUCUGCUGAUUUCCAGCCCUCCCCUGGACCCCUGCAUGCCUGGCUGUCCCCACCGUGCACCCGAUCUUGGUAUCAUCUGAGCAGCCUGUGGCUUUCUGGGGAUGCUAAACGUGAGCAGGAGUUACCUGAGGCUUGUUUUGGGACACCUUCAGCCCAGGCAGAGCUGUGUCUGGAUGCUCAGUGAUAAGAUCUUGCAGUGCCUGCUCGCUCAGCUGCAGCUGGCAGGCUACUGCAAGUGUGCGUGCGAGCAUGCAGCCCCCAAGCCAGCCUUUGCGUUGGUGCUGCUGGGGAGGUAUCGCCCUUCCUUGUCAUCCUCCCUGCUGCAGCCUGGCACCUGGAAGCCGCCGCUCAGGCAGAAGCUCUGCCCUCACGUCUUGAGAGGGGGCAUGCGAGGAGGGGAGCUGGGCUGGGCCAGCAGCACUGCUGAUUGCUCACCUUCUGUGUGGACUCCUCUCCCAGCUGAAGGAGGAGCGGCAGGAGGGUCUGGACAUGACAGCAGGGAGGGGAGGGAGAAGCACAAAGAUGCCUUCCCUCCCUCCACUCAGCAACCAAAGCAGGUGAGAUACUCUCCCAACGCCAAAACUGCGCUCUCCUUCGUAAGCCGGUAGGAUGCUGGGAUUUUUGUUCAGCAGCAUCGUGAAAGAAAAUCUCUGGGCUGGCUGUGUGUUUGUAUGCGUCUUGCAGAUAAAUCACGCACGGACCAGUGAACAUGACUGCAGCUUUUUAAUCCAGUAUUUAUGUUGUGUCUUUAAUUGAUGUAGAGAGAUAAGUCAGCCAGCCGGGUGAUUAACGUAGCGGAGCUGUGGGGGAACGCUGUUCAUCUGCGACUCCGACUCAGACACUUUUUCAUCUAUAGCCAGCCACUUGUAAAUGGUUACCAGAAGCUUUCUAAGGGCUGUAACAGCUCAUCCCUUAAGUGCUUUCUCUUUGAUCCUGCCUGCUCCCAGGGUGCAGCCUGUCCAACUUCAGGGGCUCUUCUGGAGCACGGUGUGCAGCAGAGCCCUGCUCUAAGCAGCAGUUUGAGCUAGCUGACCUCCAGAGGCCCCUUGUGACCUGGAUUGAUGGGUGACUUUUCACAGCUCCAGUGCCUUCCCAUAAUAGACCGGUUGUUCUUCUGCCUAGAAACCAUCAGGCUUUUUUCUCUCACCCGAGUGGGGCUGGGUUCCCACUUGGUUAGAGCAUCUCUUUGAUGAGGAGGUUGUUGCGGCAGUGGAGAAAGUCAGAGGUGGCAGGAUUAUCACUGCAUUUCUGGAGGGAUUGCACUGCAGUGUUCUUGAAAGCGGGGAAGGCUUUUCUCUGCAGACAGCUUACAGCUUACCCAUGUCUGCAUUCUCCAUCCCUAAAUCAAUUUUGGCCUUAUCGCAGUUAGUCUGACAGCUCCUCCUCCUUUUCUGUCAAGCUGCUCCUGUCUGUCAUCUUAGCACCUCAGCUGCUUCUGUGUAACAGGUCUCUUUCCUUCCAUGCUUGCAGAAAUCCAGAAAAUUUGACUGUCCCAUCUUGCCUUGAGAAAACCUGCUCCGAGGCAGUACUGUGUUGAAUGGAUAACCUUUUGAACAGCUUUUUCAUUCUGCUCGUUUGUAGCUUGUAUUUCCAGCCACAGUUAUAGCUGGGAAGUGCGAGACAGAGUUUCAGACUUCUGUGAUCCUUGUGUGUUGUGCUGCAUGGAUGCAAGGUCCUCCUCCCACACUCAGACCAGACACUUGUGACAUUCCUAGUCUCCUUUCCAAAAAUCUCAGAGGCAGAGGCAGCCUGUGCUGUGCUGUGGGGAAACUUUGACACGCUGUUUUGCAAGGAUUUGGGUACUUUCCAAAUCAGGUCAUACAUUUUGCAACCUUUCAGGGAGCUGUGUAAAAAAAGGAGAAAAAAAAAAAAAAAAGAUGCCAUUUUCAAUCAGUGCCCCCCAAGCACAGAGAGAUGGUAUCCAGAAACACCAUCUGCUUUUGCAGAGGCAUAGGCAGUAUAAACACCUUAUCUGCAGCAGUCUCACAGGUUGCUGCUUGUUCGAACUUUACCCAGUGUGGCUCUCCCCGAGCUCUGGGGUGUCGUGUCUGCUCUGAGAGGGCAAUUCUGCAGUCCACGUUUCACCAGUCUCCCCAGAGCAUGACUGAAGCUCCUCAGCUUGUGUCCUGGUGUCAGCUGCCUAGGCUGCCGAGGGGGGCAAGCCAAAGAAGCUGUCUCAGAAAUUUCUUUGAAAGAGCUGGUUGCCAGCUUGUGCUUUAUGGAGGGUAUUUUUAGCGCAUGCUCACGCAGUAUGCCUGGCCUCUCCUCUCCUCUCUCUGUGAUCUCUCCCAGCAGCAUAAGUGUAGUACAGUGAACUGCUUUACUUGGAGUUUCUGAGCAUUUGCUCCGGCAAGAAGAGGCUUUGUCAGCCUCCAGAGAAGCUACAUUCCCCAAGCUGAGCACCAGUGCAUGGGGCCAUCUCCCAUACGGCCAGUGAUACCAUAAGAAGACACUCGGAAAGCCAGUGCCACCCUCCAUGUCUGGUCACCUUUUGGGACCUGGGCAAUAGCGUUCUCCAUCAUUGCCCUCAGUGCUGGGGGAAAUUAGAAAUGCCAGCUUCCUUUUCCACGUACGCUCUGCUGCUUAGGGAACUAGCCCCGAUCUGUGUCGCCAGCUGCUUCUCUCCCUUGCGACUGCAGCACCCUCAUCCAGGGGUGUCACGGCCUCAGUGUGAAGAGGCUCAUUUAAAUUAAAGCAAGGAGGAGAGGUGGUCCUGGGGAGCUGUGUCUGGAGGCCUUCUGUGAAAGUUGGCUCUCCCGUUGACAACAUCCAGCUGAGCAGUGAAAGGAGGCCAGCUCAACCCUGCCUGAGUGGAGGUACCUUGCUCAUUUGUUUUGUGAGCUGCACUGAGGCUUUAGGUUAAUUAUUUAUGAGAGCACUUCCUUAACAAGCGCAAGCAACAGCUUUCCCAAAGGCUGCGCAGUUGACCUGACUUUGCUGCCAUGGUCAAAAGGAGCAAAUAUAGGUCAGCCCGCAGAGCUUCUGUCAUCCCCCUUUGAGCAGUGAAGUAUUCUGUAAAAGUUAUAAAUUUUUAAACAAUGAGGGACCUACCAUGGCAUCUGCUGUUAUGUCUGUGCCAGGAAUCAGUUAGGGUACAGGCCUGAGGUUUAUUUGGACUGAGGAGAAGUACAUCACUUAGCAGUGCAUGUGCUAAAAGUGCUACAAAUUACAAGGGCAUGACUUUUCUCUGACAUAAACCUUUGCAAUUAGCAGUCGCUCUGCAGCAACGGUCCUGUGUGUAAUUCACCUAAACUAAACCAACACAACAAGAUAGCUUUUGUUCAAGCAAGCAAGGAAGGUUUCAGCUUUGCCUUGUGCCGAAUGAAUAUCCUUUGUAGCAGCUAGCCAACUGCUAUGGAGAUGUGUUUGACAUAAAGUCCUCUGACUCCCUGGAGCCUCUUGCUGGGAAUAGGGCGAUCUGCGGUACCCAGUCUGUCACUUCACCAGGCAAAUGCUAUCGAUGGUGAAAGUCUGAAGUCACUUACACACUUGUGAAAACCUCAUGCUCAGUGCUGUUGAGUUCUGAAAAACUGUAGGAUGAGAACAGGGAUGGGUCUUUUUGUUUUGUUUUGUUUCUUGUUUUGUGUGUACAUAUUCAUGACAACUAUGUCCUCUUAUUUGAGGCUAGGAUAAAACCUUGGCUAAAAGAACAGAGUUUUUUGGCAGUUUGAAAACUUUAAAAUCAAUACUCUCUGCGUGAGGUACAAUCUGAGGCUUACAGUACUUGGUGAACGUGUUUAAGUGAUGCCUAUAGAUGUGUGUAUGUGUUUCAUAGGUAUAGUAUGGCUUCUGUGGCUCAGCACUCCAAAGCCUGCUAUUCUUUUCUGAAGCUUAUUUUUGUCGAAGCACUUAAACAGCUGCAAACUUUGUUAGGAUGCUUGUUGUUCUAGUUCUCAAAUUAGGUUAAACAGUCAUCAGAGCUUUUGCAGAUUUAGGGUAUCCCUUGAGCUGCCUUGAUCUCCGUGUGUUGUCCACCAGGGGCUGCCUGUUGUUCUGCAUGUUGAAAGCAAAGGCACGUGUCUGAGAGUCUAAGCGAGGAUCACUGGGUGGUAUUUUCUGCUAGCUCGACACUGGGCUGUCUCCCUGGUGGUGUCAGCUGAUGCCUGCACCACGAGCAUCCAUGCCUGAUUCUUCUGAAAAUCACACUCUGGGGAUCUAAUAUACAGCUUUACUUCUGAAAAUGUUGACCUCGCUCUGUGAAAAUUCAGCAAGGGGACAUCGUGUCCAAAAGUGUCCAAGCAGGACAGGUGCCUGUGAUGUCUCCUGCAGAUACAGCCGUACAGCAGUAGUGAGGGUUUCUUUCUGCAACUGCACAGAUUUCCAGAAGAAUGUUUCGCUCAUCAGAGUGGAAGAGAAGAGCAGCAGGACGAAUAUCUCUAUAGGGCAUCUCGUUUGCCUCCCGGAGGUUUCCCUUGUGAGGUUUAAACGACCUUUUAACAAGUUGGUGUGCUAAGUAAAGGGAUGAGGAAGCCCAGUGGGUUUUCCUAUUAUGCUCUAUCUAGUUAGUGCAACACUAGCACUAUCUGCAUUAUCCCAGGAAAGGGGGAGCAAAGCCUAAGGAUGGAAUUCUUACCUGGAGUCAUAAAAUGCUUAAGGUGCAGGUAACUUGAAGCACUUGAGCAACCUCAGUGAAGUCAAGGCUGUGUGCUUCACUGGACCCUGGCCAGAGUGAUCACAUCUUGGAAGACUGAGACGCAAGUGGACUUUAGCUCAGGGUGAGAUGAAGAGGGACAUCCCCAUCACCUUGCGUUGGGUCAGUUGUGGUCUUGUAAUCCUUUUUCAGGCGCUGAGCUUCUCCCUUGGGUUACCUGCCUCCCUUGGUGAUAAAGUGGGAAGAUGAGGGUCAGCACUGUUGUGUUCAGAGUUGCAGUUAGGAACUGGCACUUGCCCUCCGCCCGAGAUGAUGCAGUGUUGUUUUCCCUUGGGUUGAGAAAGAGCACUGAAUUUUCAGUUACUGUUGUGUGGUACCCCUAUGGGAAUAGUAGCCCCUGGCAGCAGCAGUGCAAAAACCAUUUUGCACACAUGUGUACACACACCCUGUGGAUCUCUUCUGUGCAGACUUAACCUUACUGGGCCCAACAGCAGUCCUUGCAAGACUUUUCCUCUGGGCAGCCUCCUGUCCCUUUUGCCAAGUGUAGGAACCUUCUUCCUAAUAACCUCGAACUCAGUUUAUUCUCGUCACUGACUCACUGGAGUGUUUUUCAUGCAACACACUAGAGACGCAGUCCCGGUCUCACUGCUUUGUGGUAACUUCUUGGUCUGCUCUGAAGCAGCAUUGAGGUAAUCACUAAAUCUUUUCUAGCAGCAUGAAACUUGCUGCUCUGACUCUUGGUGUGGUAAUUGUCUCGUGUCUGAGGCUGUCCUACCACCAGGGCGCUCCUUCCUGUCCCUGGGUGCAUGCACGGUCAGAAAACCAUAUUGCUUCUCGGUGGUCAGAGUCAGAGCUGUGCCGACUUAAAUCAAACCCUGGUUCAUGGGAGGUGUUUCCACGUGCUGCUGAUGUCCAUAAGGACUCAAACAAAUACUUGCGUACACAGAAAUGCUUUCCUGAAGCAGAGUUGUCACUCUUCUCUACAGGUACCACAGGAUGCCCUCCCUUAUUCUGCUUCAUGUAACUGGUACUAGAAUGAUCAUUUCCUGAUAAAUGAAGGCACUUAAUCAGUCCUCUUCCCCUUGGAAGAAGGACUUUUGGGGAUAUUGUUAUAUCAUUUAAAAUAAUAUUUUGGAAUUUAAGUUUACAUUGCUUUAUUUUUCACUUGAGGUGACUGUAUAUAAAUAUUUUCCUCUAUUUUAUCAUUGCUGAUAAAGUAAGCCUACGGUAUACAGACAAAUAAUUUGCCUUUGAUGUAUUGAAACUGUGAGAUAUAAAGUAGACUUCUCUCUUGUGUCCAUGUUCCUGACUAUUACUCUGUUCCUCUGUGUUUUUAUAAGUUGGAAUAAAUGUUGCUUACGGGCAACAGAGAGCCUGCAAGCUUCCCAAUAAUUUUUAUGUAAUUGAACUCAAGCAACCCUAGUGAAGGAUCUCACAUAUGUAUAAUGAUAUAUGUAUAUGUACAAACUUUAGAAAGAAAUAAACCAAAUGUAUUUCA